Messenger RNA from Carlito syrichta (Philippine tarsier), 2393 nucleotides. RefSeq names its product acyloxyacyl hydrolase (gene AOAH). Lineage: Eukaryota; Metazoa; Chordata; Mammalia; Primates; Tarsiidae. The transcript is spliced from 21 exons. The record is from RefSeq and is a predicted model, not a curated record. Gene Ontology annotation, molecular function: calcium ion binding; acyloxyacyl hydrolase activity. Gene Ontology annotation, biological process: negative regulation of inflammatory response; lipopolysaccharide catabolic process. Bases 413 to 2140 code for a protein of 575 amino acids.
AACAGCGCAAUUCUGGCAGCCUUGAGGUUCAAGUGGUUUAUGGUCACUGACUUGAGCCAGGAAGCACAAAGUGCCUGUUGCUGCCGCUGUGCAACUUGGGUUUUUUAUUUCUCCUGCAGCUUUAGCUUGGAAGAACUUGCACACCAGGGACUCCCUCCAGCUCUUCUUAGACCCAGGCCUGUGUGACUCUCUCAAGGUUCCACAAUAACGAGUUAUGGGACUGUGAGUGUCUGUGUGUUUUUAUUUGAUUCACACUUACUGGAAAGUGUAUGUGAGAUCGUGGGUGUGUGUGUCAAAGAGAGAGAGGAAGAGAAGGGGAGAGGCCACAGACUGAUUCUGUGGCCUCAGCUGAAGUAUCCCUUAGUCGGCAGCUUUUGUACACAGGUGGUCUUUCGUGGUGCACAGCUCUGAGAUGAAGUCUCCCUGGAAAAUCCUUAUGACGGCUCCUGUAUUCUUUCUUCUGCCCCUCCACUCCUUGGCCUCUUGGGCCUACGAUGACCAACCUGGCACCAGUCACUCCAAUGGCCACACCUGUGUAGGGUGUGUGCUUGUGAUAUCUGUGAUUGAUCAGCUGGCGCAGGUUCACAACUCGACAGUCCAGGCCUCAAUGGAGAGACUGUGCAGCUAUUUGCCUGAAAAACUGUUCUUGAAAACCACGUGCUACCUAGUGAUUAACACAUUUGGAUCAGACAUCAUUAAACUGCUUAGUGCAGAUAUGAAUGCUGAUGUGGUGUGUCACACUCUGAAGUUCUGUAAACAAGAAACUGGCCAACCUUUGUGUCAUCUCUACCCAGUUCCCAAGGAGGCAUGGACAUAUACUUUAGAGAAGGCAAGACAAAUUGUCAAGAAGUCCCCGACUCAGAGAUAUUAUAGAAGUGGUUCUGACAUUUGUUCACUCCCGUUUUUGGCCAAGAUCUGUCAGAAAAUUAAAUUAGCUAUACAAAAUUCUGUGCCAUUCAAAGAUGUCGAUUUAGACAAAUACAGUGUUUUCCCUACACUGCGGGGUUAUCACUGGCGAGGAAGAGACUGUAACGACAGAGACAAGUCAGUGUACCCAGGCAGACGGCCAGACAACUGGGAUGUACAUCAAGAUUCCAACUGUAAUGGCAUUUGGGGUGUUGAUCCAAAAGAUGGAAUUCCAUAUGAGAAGAAAUUCUGUGAAGGUUCACAGCCCAGGGGAAUCAUUUUGCUGGGAGACUCAGCUGGGGCUCAUUUUCACAUCUCUCCCGAAUGGAUCACGGCUUCGCAGAUGUCUUUGAACUCCUUCUUCAAUUUACCAACAGCUCUUACCGAUGAGCUAGAUUGGCCCCAACUCUCCGGUGUUACUGGAUUUCUGGACUCCACCAGUAGAAUUAAAGAAAAAUCUAUUUACCUGCGUUUACAGAAAAGAAACCACUGCAAUCACAGGGACUACCAGAGUAUUUCAAGAAAUGGUGCAUCUUCCCAACGCCUGGAAAAAUUUAUAGAAAGCUUAUCUAGGAACCAGCUGUUGGACCAGCCAGCCAUUGUUAUAUAUGCCAUGAUUGGAAAUGAUGUCUGCAAUGGGAAGGCUGACCCAGUCCCAGAAAUGACCACUCCUGAGAAACUGUACUCCAAGGUCAUGCAGACUCUGAAGUAUCUGAAUUCCCACCUGCCCAAAGGCAGCCAUGUUAUUUUCUACGGCUUACCAGAUGGAAACUUUCUCUGGGAUAAUUUGCACAACCGAUAUCAUCCCCUCGGCCAGCUAAACAAAGACGUGACCUAUGCACAGCUGUACUCCUUCCUGAACUGCCUCCAGGUCAGCCCCUGCCACGGCUGGAUGUCUUCCAACAAGACGCUCCGGACUCUCACUUCAGAAAGAGCAGAACAACUCUCCAACACACUGAAAAAAAUUGCAACCAGCGAGAAAUUUACGCACUUCGAUCUUUUCUACAUGGAUUUCUCCUUCCAAGAAAUUAUACAGGAGUGGCAGAAGAGAGGUGGGCAGCCCUGGCAGCUCAUCGAGCCUGUGGAUGGAUUCCACCCCAAUGAGGUGGCUUCACUGCUGUUGGCAAAUAGCUUCUGGAAGAAGGUACAGCUCCAGUGGCCCCAGGUUCUGGGAAAGGAGAAUUCAUUCAACUCUCAGAUUGAACAGGUGUUUGGAGACCAAGGUGGGCACUGAGCCUCUCGGGAACACACACUCCUGCCGUGUCAGGAAGGCAGUAGCUUGGAUCAACGUACUCAGCACACCCUUAUGGGGACUGCUACGUCACAGGCCCAAAGGAUCUUCCUUCAGUGGCAUCUUUGCAAAAUGCUUUUCUCUUCGAUUAAGAGCGUAUCUGAAUAGCAGUGUGAUGCUGUAUGCUUCGGGGAUCAGUAACCCUCUGACUAUUUCUGAAAUAACCUUUAAUAAAGUGCUUUGGGUGCCAUUCCAA